AUGGAUCCGGCAGCAGUACCAGCCGCAUCGGUAGAGACGGAGGACACAAAAAUGACGGAAGGGGGAGGACCAGGACCAGGAGGAGCAGCAGCAAACACAGACACAAACACAAACACAAACACAAGCGAUAACGGAGGUGGCAAACAUCAAGUUCAACAAUUCGAAAACACCACACUCUCAAGCCUCAAACUGGAACCCGCCAGCUCACCCGCACCUUUUCUCGACGACUACGCAAACAACACCAACGCAGCCCCAGGAGCACCACCCUCCUCCAGGAAUAGCAUCAGCGGCACACCGCAGCCGUCACAACCGGCAGCAGCAACAACAACAGCAGCAGCAGCAAUGCCGCCAAAGAGGAAAAAAAAGGGCACCGCCACGACCGUCAAGACCACAAGGAAGGGCGGUCCGUCACGUGCCAAGUCCAAAAAGGGCGGCGGUGCCGGCGCGAAGAAGACGACGGCCAAAAAGACGCCCGCGGGGAAAACAGCAGCAUCGGCCGCCGGCGGCAGCGGCGCAGGCGACGAGGACAAUGAAAACGACCAGGACGCCGCCUCGGACUCGGAGGACGACGAGUCGGACCACGGGCCCUACUGCCUGUGCCGCGGGCCCGACGACCACCGCUGGAUGAUAUCGUGCGAGGCUUGCGAGGACUGGUUCCACGGCGAGUGCGUCGACGUGUCCAAGGACGUCGGCGAGACGCUCAUCCAGAGCUACAUUUGCCCGCGCUGCACCGUCCCCGGCAAGCUCGUCACCCGGUACAAGAAGACGUGCGGGCUCGGCGGCUGCUCCCAGCCCGCCCGCAUCUCGGACCCGGCCAAGAAUCCCGGCGCCGCCAACAGCGUCUUUUGCUCCCAGGACCACUGUAACCUCUGGUGGGAGCAGCUGGUCGCCACCCUGCCCCGUAAAGAAGGCGACAAGGGCGGCCGCGUCGGCCUGACGCAGGCCGAGUUCAUGGGCCUGCUGGCCACCAAAGGAGGAGGAGCGAAUAAGACGACGACGACGACGAUGACGACCGCAUCAACAGCAGCAGCAUCCGCGGGAAGCGGCUGGUUCGUCGGACAAAAGCCGUUCGCGGUGCCCGCCGACUUCUGGUCCCAGCACGACCCCAAGGAGAUACUGACGGCCGAAGAGGCAGAGCUGCUGGCCACGUCGUCGGCGUCGCGGCGCGCCCUGGCCGACGAGGUGGUUCUGUGCCGCAAGAUGCUGCAGCUGCUCGAGAUGGCCGUGGCGCAGCGCCUCGAGGCCGUCGCGGCCGGCCGCCUCAAAAAGGACGGCGGCUGCGGCUACGACACGGCCCUGGACCACGUCGGCGCCCAGGCCCAGUUCGCCGCCUUUGUCACGUCGCCCGCCGGACAGGCCAUAUUCACCGCCGGCAAGCUGGAGAGCGCCGCCUACGAUGGCGAGCAGGAUGGUGGCGGCGCGGGGACGGCCGGCAACAACACCACCACCACCCUUGGUCCGUGGACGAACCCCGCGUUGGUCGAGCGCACCUACAUGUGCGAGCGGCAUCGGUGCAAGCCGCACUACAACUGGCACGCCAGCCACGCGAGACACGUGCACUUUUUGCUCAAGGAGCUUGCCGCCGACGCCAAGCUCAAGCUGGACAAUGAGAACCGAGUGCGGGACAAUGCGGCGGUGCGCUACUUUCGCAAGAGGGCUGAGGCGAGCACCGUGAUCAGGUUUGAUGACGAGAGCGAUGAGGAUGGAGAUGUGGCUAUGGCCAUGUGA
Pyricularia pennisetigena is the source of this 1728-nucleotide messenger RNA. RefSeq lists its product as uncharacterized. Gene Ontology annotation, biological process: positive regulation of DNA-templated transcription. The coding region runs from base 1 to 1728 and encodes 575 amino acids. NCBI's taxonomy places the organism in Eukaryota, Fungi, Ascomycota, Sordariomycetes, Magnaporthales, Pyriculariaceae. The transcript has a single exon. Gene Ontology annotation, cellular component: Set1C/COMPASS complex. The record is from RefSeq and is a predicted model, not a curated record.